AUUAACAAGCAUACAGCUUAUCUAUGAAAAGAAGUUACUUCCUCAUCCUCACAAAACUGAAGUGAUCAAACCUCUCAAAAGUGUUCUGAAAUACCAUAGAAAGAUGAAGUUACUAGGUUGGAUGCAUCGGAAGUUCCGCCAAAACAGCGGCGAUCCACUUAAGGAUUUCGUGGUUGGGCAGCCAUCGCUGGACGAUCAACAAUACCUCCAAAAGCAAAACUAUGGCUAUGGCACCAGACCCUUCAAACAAGCCCCAAAAGACCACUACCUUCGGAAGUCUUUCACCGGUCAAGAGGCAGCAAGAGUAGAAGAAGAAGACUACGAAGAUGAAUCAUCUGCUGCAAUGACUGAGCUCUUCCAUGGCUUUCUUGCCAUUGGCACCCUUGGUACAGACCAAGUCUCGACUGACCUUUCCACACCAAAAUUUUCCAUCUCUGUCGACAAUAUAACUGAAAAGGAAACAGAAGUGACCGAGAACGAUCUGAAGCUCAUCAAUGAUGAGUUGGAAAAGGUGUUGGGAGCUGAAGUUAAGGACGAUGGCUGCAAUUAUUCAUCUGGGAGGAACAGUCAUGUUAGCACUGGGAGAAGCAGUCAUGGCAGUACCAUUACACUCAGUGGCAAGCCAAUAGAAGGAUCAGAGACCAAUGCAAAUGGCACUACAGUCUGCCCACUCCAAGGAUAUCUUUUUGGAUCAGCAAUUGAAUUGUCGGAAACAACAACAACAACGGCAGCAGCAGCAGCAGCAGCAGUGCCAAAGAAAGAACAUAGGACAUCUCUUGGAGAGCUGUUUCAGAUGAGUAAAACGGCAGAGGAAAUGUGUGGAACAAAGUGCGACAGGGAGGAGAGGCGGACGGAGAAGGAAGCAGAUAAGUCUGCCUUGCACCUGAUGAAAAAGCUGCUGAAGAAAAAGAUGCUUCAUUCUUCUCGGAGCUCUACAGCAGCUGCUGGUGGAUCUCUUGACUCUGCUUCGGCUGAGACAAAACUGCAUAAGAUCCUUCAAAUGUUCCACAGGAAAGUUCACCCUGAAAACUCAGCAGCAACUCUAAAGUCUACUAAGACCCAAAAGACUGAAAACAAGAAGAAAAUAUUAUACAACGGGGAUUACAGCAGUGGGGAUCAAGUGCUCCCAGAUGAAGACAUAAUCUCCUAUUCCAAGAGAUCCCUUUCAAAGGAGAGUAUGCGGCGCCACAAGAGCCAAUCUAACCCGCUGCAUUUCACACUUAGCAGCAGCGAUUCAAAUGGGAACAGGGAGCACUGGAUCAAAACAGAUGCCGACUACCUAGUGCUGGAGCUCUAAAAAGAGGCAGAAGCAGCAAUUGAGUUGUGUGGUGAUAUCGUCUUUGUAUGGAUCUCCUUAUUGGUGAUGGGUUGCUAAUAUAGCAUACAAGUUAUUAUGUUGUAAUGAGCUUGAGUUGAAGAAAUAAAUAAAAAGAGGCGCACCUCUUAUAAAUCUGUUUGUGAGUGGUGAAUGUUAAGUGUAAGGUACAUCUUCUGUUUAAAAGUAAUCAUAAUUCGGCCAUUGUGGCAUGAUUAUCUGCCUAA
This is a messenger RNA of Juglans regia (Persian walnut), 1542 nucleotides long. Its product is annotated as protein LAZY 1-like. Gene Ontology annotation, biological process: regulation of auxin polar transport; gravitropism. Bases 104 to 1297 code for a protein of 397 amino acids. NCBI's taxonomy places the organism in Eukaryota, Viridiplantae, Streptophyta, Magnoliopsida, Fagales, Juglandaceae. The transcript has 5 exons. The record is from RefSeq and is a predicted model, not a curated record.